Mycotypha africana is the source of this 498-nucleotide messenger RNA. RefSeq lists its product as uncharacterized. Bases 33 to 320 code for a protein of 95 amino acids. The record is from RefSeq and is a predicted model, not a curated record. Lineage: Eukaryota; Fungi; Mucoromycota; Mucoromycetes; Mucorales; Mycotyphaceae. The transcript is spliced from 3 exons.
UUUUUUUUCUUCUCCUCUCAAUCAACAUCAACAUGGCAGUUGGACGAUUUGCUGAUUUAGCUCAAAAGUCUGCAGUACUUUUACUCGCAGGCACAACAGUUUAUUACAUGGUGAAUAUUGGUGUGCUUGUCAAUCGUCGAAUGGAAUUGAAAAAGCAAGGAAAACUACAUGAAGAACUUGCUCGUUUAAAUGAUAUUUACGAAGCAAAUGUAAAUAAGCAUAAACAGAAUGAAUCUUCACCGCUUCACGCUGAAACAACCACAACACCCACCCCUUUCCCAAGUACAAGUCAACCUGGCGAACUCGGCAAAAACCUUUAAUAAAUUCAUUGCCAGCAACCCCCUUUUUCAUUAUAUCAGUAAAGAUGUAUACAUUUUCAUGGAUCAACGUACAUAACAACAGCAACUACGGUUUUCCGUAGUCAGGAUAUCCUUUAUUUUUCCUUUUUUUUUUUUUUUUACAAGUUUUGUGUACAAUUAAAAUGUGGAUAAAAAAAAA